Molecule: messenger RNA, 1256 nt
Organism: Erigeron canadensis
Lineage: Eukaryota; Viridiplantae; Streptophyta; Magnoliopsida; Asterales; Asteraceae
Product: DNA damage-repair/toleration protein DRT100-like
Exons: 1
Coding region: 38-1135 (365 amino acids)
Molecular function (GO): protein binding
Source: RefSeq, a predicted model, not a curated record
UGUAAUUCGUCUCCAAAUUCAAAAGAGAAAUAAAUAUAUGUGUAACUCCAUGUGGUUGAUUGCAGCCGCCCUACUUGUGUAUGUCGGAGCGACGGUGAAUGCUUGUCCACCGUCAGAUAGGGCGGCAUUGCUAGCAUUCAAAGCUAACUUACACGAGCCUUACUUGGGCAUCUUCAAAUCAUGGACGGGCAACGAUUGCUGCAACAAAUGGUACGGUAUAACAUGUGACCCAACUACUAAACGGGUCGCAGAUAUAAAUCUUCGUGGAGAGUCAGAAGAUCCGCUUUUCCAGAAAGUUGGUAGAACCGGGCACAUGACCGGUUCAAUCUCUCCGGCUAUCUGCAAGCUUAAAAGACUAUCAAGUAUAAUUAUAGCCGACUGGAAGGGCAUUUCCGGUAUUAUACCUCCUUGUGUCUCAACUUUACCUUUUCUCCGCAUUCUCGACCUCAUCGGCAACCAAAUCACCGGCGAAAUCCCUUACGAUAUCGGCAAACUCACACGGCUAACCGUGCUCAACGUCGCGGAUAACAAAAUCACCGGUAGGAUACCUAGAUCAUUACCAAAUCUAUCCUCAUUGAAACAUCUAGAUCUCCGCAACAACAUGAUCUCCGGAACGAUUCCUAGAAACUUCGGGAAGCUUCGAAUGCUCAGCCGUUCAUUACUAAGCGGCAACCGAAUUUACGGACCGAUUCCUGAAACUAUCACCUAUAUCUAUCGUUUAGCCGAACUAGAUCUAUCGCUAAACCGUUUUUCAGGACUGAUUCCUGAAUCACUUGGAAAAAUGGCGGUUUUAGGUACUUUAAAUCUCGACGGAAACCUAUUUUCAGGCCAAAUCCCGGCGACUUUAUUGACUUCUCGAAUUAGUAUAUUGAAUUUAAGUAGAAAUGCAAUAGAAGGAAACAUACCUGAUGUUUUCGGUGCGAGAUCGUACUUCAUGAUGAUCGAUUUAUCGUAUAACAAGCUGAAAGGAAGCAUUCCCAAAUCGAUAUCUUCGGCUUCUUAUAUCGGUCAUCUUGAUCUGAGCCAUAACCAUCUGUGUGGUAAAAUACCUGCAGUGAACUGGUUUGAACACCUUGAAGCGUCGUCGUUUAGUUUUAAUGAUUGUUUGUGUGGAAAGCCUCUUAAAGCCUGCUGAUUGAUCUCAUAAGAUGAUUAAUUAUUAAGUUUUAUCUUUUUUAGUUAACGCUAUAUAUGUGUGUGUGUGUAUUAGUGUGUAAUUAAGUUUUUUGAUAUUUAUGUGUGUUAAUUGUUCUUGA